Molecule: messenger RNA, 525 nt
Organism: Arctia plantaginis
Lineage: Eukaryota; Metazoa; Arthropoda; Insecta; Lepidoptera; Erebidae
Source: the annotation of a GenBank genome assembly
AUGGCGGGUGAUGAAAGUGACAGUGAUUUAAAGCCAUCCAGUGUUGCGAUCAUUAGAGAGGUAUAUGAUAGUGAAAAUGCUCACAUUAAAUUCGAAAUGGAACUGGAAAGAGCAUUGGAGGCUGGCGUUAGAGUUAUUGUAAUAGAACCGGAGCCACUUGGUGAAGAAACAGCACGUUGGAUUUACGUAGGAAACCUCUUGCAUAAGGUUUCUGUUUACAGUGGACUCUGUAGCAUUGCAUCAGGUCUUGCGUGGAGUUCCCUGGCUUGUUCACCGUUUGGAAUAGUUUCUGUACUUUGUGCUGGUUGUUAUACACUUUCAUGGCAAUGGGAUCCCUGCUGCAAAUAUCAAGAAGAAAAGGAUCGAAGACAUUUAGCAACACUGCCUAUAUUAAGUGAUCUUACAUCUGCAUCACCUGUUGUUCUAGUACAUACAGAUAAUAAACGAAAGAUAAUACUACAUACUACCGUAUCAAUGACAGCUGCUGCAAUUUGCUUAUGGAGAUUAUAUAAUGUUUUUAAAUGA